Cuscuta campestris is the source of this 2400-nucleotide messenger RNA. The record is from the annotation of a GenBank genome assembly. Lineage: Eukaryota; Viridiplantae; Streptophyta; Magnoliopsida; Solanales; Convolvulaceae.
AGGCAGCUGAACUCAGCUGAGUAUAUUAUAAUUCAGCGUUGUUCCCGCUCGCCGGUUCGCGGUGCAGCCAUCCCCGCGCUCCCGGAAAAGAGUAAAAUUACUUUUUUACCAUCUCUUCUUGCUGCUCGGCUCCGAGCUCCGGCGAUUUCUAUCCCCAUUUUACCUUCCCCUCCUCUGUUAUCGCAUUCAAAACCCCAUAGCAUUUCAGUUCGUGUUUGCUUGCAUUUUUUUAGCGAUAGCUAGCAAUAUCAGAGGAGAAGGAUCGAAAAAGAGUAAUUUUAUUAGUACUCUUUAAUGGCUCAGAUUCAGGUUCAGCAUCAGAGUCCGGUGGCUCUAGGCAAUGGCGUCCCGGCAAGCCAGCUCCAGACGACGUCACUCUACGUCGGGGACCUGGACUGUAACGUGACCGAGUCUCAUCUUUUUGAUCUGUUUAACCAGGUCUGUCCGGUGAUGUCCGUAAGGGUGUGUCGGGACGUAAGCACUCGUCGAUCUCUGGGUUAUGGUUACGUCAACUACAGCAAUCCUCAUGAUGCGGAGAAAGCAAUAAGUGCAUUGAACUUUGCUCCUGUCAAUAACAGGUCAAUUAGGGUGAUGUAUUCUCAACGUGACCCUAGUUUGCGUAAGAGUGGGGCGGCUAAUUUAUUUAUUAAGAAUUUGGAUAGGUCAAUUGACAACAAAUCCUUACAUGACACCUUUUCAAGCUUUGGGAAUAUCGUUUCUUGCAAGAUAGCUACUGAUUCUAACAGUAAGUCCAAGGGCUACGGUUUUGUACAGUUUGAUAAUGAAGAAUCGGCUCAAAAUGCCAUAUGUAAGUUAAAUGGCAAGCUCAUUAAUGACAAGCAAGUCUACGUAGGACACUACCUACGUAAAGAGGAAAGAGAUGCUUCUUUGAAUAGAACCAAGUUCAACAAUGUUUUUAUUAAGAACCUAUCAGAUUCCAUAACUGAUGAGGAUGUCGUUAAAAUCUUUGGUGAAUUUGGGAAUAUUACUAGUGCUGUAGUGAUGAGGGAUUCCAAUGGAAAGUCAAAGGGUUUUGGGUUUGUAAAUUUUGAUAACGCUGAUGCUGCUGCUAAGGCUGUUGAAGCUUUGAAUGGAAAGAAAGUUGAUGAUAAGGAAUUGUUUGUUGGGAAAGCCCAAAAGAAACCAGAAAGGGAACAAGAACUUAAAAGUAAGUUUCAGCAAAGUGAAAAUGUAACAGUGGAUAAAUACCAAGGAUUGAAUUUGUAUGUCAAAAAUUUGGAUGCGAGUAUUGAUGACACCAAGCUCAAGGAUCUGUUCACUCAGUUUGGCAUGGUAACAUCAUGCAAGGUGAUGCUGGAUCCCAGUGGAGUUAGCAGAGGCUGUGGUUUUGUUGCCUUCUCGACUCAUGAUGCAGCUUCUAGAGCUCUUUCUGAGUUGAAUGGUAAACUGGUAGUCAGCAAGCCACUUUAUGUUGCUCUUGCACAGCGGAAAGAAGAGAGAAGAGCAAAUCUGCAGGCACAGUUUUCAGAGAUGAGACCACUUACGAUGGCACCAUCACUUGCUCCACGCACGCCAUUUUAUCCUCCCGGUGCACCUGGUAUUACGCGUCCACUCUUUUACGGGCAACCUCCACCGGCUCUAAUUGGUUCUCAGAUUGUUCGUGGAAUGCAACCUGGAGGAGCUUCAAUGCCAAAUUUCUGGGUUCCAAUGGUCCAGCAGGCGGGGCAGCAAGCACCCCGACCAGGUGGCAGACAUGGAGCAGUGCCUGUAGUACAACAAAACCAACAGCGAGUCCCCUUCAUGCAGCAGCAGAUGCUUCCAAGAGGAAGAGUGCACCAUUUUCCAGUUGGUGGGGGCAUGUCUCUUCCUCGUGGCAAUGCAGCAGGACAACCGGUACCAAUUACUGCACUAGCGAGUGCCCUUGCAAAUGCACCACCUGAACAGCAUAAGACGAUGUUGGGUGAGACCUUGUUCCCGCUUGUGAACCAGAUUGAGCACCAGCAUGCAGGCAAAGUGACAGGGAUGUUGCUUGAGAUGGACGAGACGGAGGUGUUGCAUCUGCUUGAAUCGCCAGAGGCUUUAGAAACCAAAGUUGCCGAGGCUGUUGAGGUUCUGAACAAUAAUACUCAGCAAGCUGAAACCCCAGCUGAGCUUCUUGCUUCACUCUCCCUUGCUUCCUGAUUUCUUUCUUCUUUCUGUGCUCGGCCCUUACGGUGUUUACAAUGGCAUUUCUUAGAUACUUCCUCACAAGAAGUAGCUUUUGAGAAAUAUUCAUCAUUGGCGACCUCUUUCUCAAUUUUAUUAUGGAGUAUUAUUUAUUAAAACUAGCUUAGGAGUAGUUUGCCAUUGUGCAAAUAUAUUAUUAGAAUGAGCAAUUUGCUUUUUGUAUUGCCCUUUUUUUCUUGUUUGAAUAGUCUAACAUAAAUUAUGCCUUGUAGU